Drosophila willistoni is the source of this 609-nucleotide messenger RNA. RefSeq lists its product as uncharacterized. Bases 147 to 590 code for a protein of 147 amino acids. NCBI's taxonomy places the organism in Eukaryota, Metazoa, Arthropoda, Insecta, Diptera, Drosophilidae. The record is from RefSeq and is a predicted model, not a curated record. The transcript has a single exon.
UCUUCAAAGGCAAUGUUAAAAAUAAACAUCAAUAUUUGCAAUCAAAAAUUCGCAAACAGUUGUGCAAAUUCGCAAAAAGAAAGAACAGAAAACAAUUCGCACUAUAAAAGCGGAGAGUCUCAAGCAGAUAAUUAUCAUUCACCACAAUGAAAGCCAUCACAGCAAUUGUAAGUUGUAUUAUCUUAGGCAUAUGCCUAAUCCGAUUGCCUCUAACGGAGUCGGUGACCUGCACCGCUGAUGCCACAGUCGCUGGUUGUAUUGACUGCACGGAUACGGCCAAUGCCGCCGAUGCUGAAUGUGUGGCCGAGGCUGAAGCAACCACUGUGGCACCGGCAGCAGAGGAAACCACUACAGCGGCAACGGAAGCAACCACUGCGGCCUCCAGUGCCGCUGAAACCACCACGGCAAGUGAUGCAACAGCAACAACUACAGUGGCUAGCACUUCCGGUGGUAAAAAAAAGACCGUUCGCAAGUGGAAAAGGAAAGUUAAGCGAUCACGUAGAAAUAACUCUACAUCGAGCAACAGAAAUAACAGAAAUAGGCGGAGGAGGACCACAAGGACACGCAGGAGGUACUCGGUGGCUGUCUAAGCACCAGCAAUUUGCAAGU